AACUGAAUCAGAAGCUCACCUCCCUCCGGCCCUGCCCUAGGGUCCCUCUGUCUCCUGAGCACCCAUCCUAAUGUCAUCUACCAGGGCAGAGCCAUGAGCCACCAGAUCCUGCUACUCCUGGCCAUGCUGACCCUGGGCCUGGCUAUCUCUCAGCGUCGAGACCAAGUGCCCUGUAGGACGGUGAACAAGGAGGCCUUGUGCCACGGUCUUGGCCUGCUUCAGGUCCCCUCGGUGCUCUCGUUGGACAUCCAAGCUCUCUACUUGUCCGGGAACCAGCUGCAGAGCAUCCUGGCCUCCCCGCUGGGCUUCUAUACAGCACUCCGUCACCUGGAUUUAAGUGACAACGAGAUUAGCUUCCUUCAGCCUGGGGUCUUCCAGGCCCUGCCCUACCUGGAGCACCUCAACCUGGCCCACAACCGGCUUGCCAUGGGCAUGGCACUGAACAGUGGUAGUCUGGGCCGCCUGCCCCUCGUGGUCUCCCUAGACCUGUCUGGGAACAGCCUGUAUGGCAGUCUGGUGGAGCGGCUGUUGGGUGAGGCCCCGAGGCUUCGCACACUCUCACUGGCAGAGAACAGCCUCACGCGCCUUGCACGCCACACCUUCUGGGGCAUGCCAGCAGUGGAGCAACUGGACCUCCACAGCAAUGUUCUCAUGGACAUCGAGGAUGGUGCCUUUGAAGCCCUGCCCCACCUGACCCACCUCAACCUCUCCAGGAACUCCCUCACGUGCAUCUCAGACUUCAGCCUCCAGCAGCUGCAGGUACUUGACCUGAGCUGCAACAGCAUUGAGGCCUUCCAGACUGCCCCGGAACCACAGGCCCAGUUCCAGCUGGCCUGGCUUGACCUACGGGAGAAUAAACUGCUCCACUUCCCUGACCUGGCUGUGUUCCCGAGACUCAUCUACCUGAAUGUGUCUAACAACCUCAUCCAGCUCCCUGCGGGGCUGCCCCAGGGCAGUGAGGACCUCCAUGCACCCUCUGAAGGCUGGUCAGCCUCUCCACUGUCCAACCCCAGCCGGAAUGCCAGCACCCACCCCCUCUCCCAGCUCCUGAACCUGGAUCUGAGUUACAAUGAAAUUGAACGGGUCCCUGCUAGCUUCCUUGAGCAUCUGACCUCGCUACGCUUCCUCAACCUCAGCAGAAACUGCCUGCGAUCCUUUGAGGCUCUGCGAGUGGGUUCCCUGCCUUGCCUGAUGCUUUUGGACUUGAGCCACAAUGUGCUAGAAGCAUUAGAACUGGGUACCAAAGUCCUGGGGUCCCUGAAGACAUUGCUUCUGCAGGACAAUGCCUUGGGAGAACUUCCACCCUACACCUUUGCCAGCCUGGCCAGCCUGCAGAGGCUCGACCUACAGGGAAACCAGGUCAGUCCCUGUGGGGGACGAGCAGAGCCCGGUCCCCUGGGCUGUGUGGACUUCUCUGGGAUUCCCACCCUUCAUGUUCUUAACAUGGCAGGGAACUCGAUAGAAAGGCUCAGGGCAGGCAGCUUUCUCCACACCCCACUUACUGAGCUGGACCUCUCUGCCAAUCCUGGUUUGGAUGUGGCCACGGGAGCCUUGGUGGGCCUGGAGGCAUCCUUAGAGGUGCUGGAGCUUCAAGGCAACGGACUGAUUGUCUUGAGAGUGGACUUGCCCUGCUUUCGUCGUCUCAAGCACCUUAACCUUGCUGAGAACCGGCUAAGCCACCUGCCUGCUUGGACACGGGCUGUGUCCCUGGAGGUGCUGGAUCUGCGGAACAACAGCUUCAGCCUCUUGCCAGGCAAUGCCAUGGGUGGCCUGGAGACCAGUCUCAGGCGGCUGUACUUGCAGGGUAAUCCACUCAGCUGCUGCGGCAAUGGCUGGCUGGCGGCCCAGUUGCACCAGGGGCGAGUGGAUGUGGAUGCUACUCAGGACCUAAUCUGUCGCUUUGGCUCCCAGGAGGAGGUGUCCCUGAGCCUAGUGCGUCCAGAGGAUUGUGAGAAGGGAGGGCUGAAGAAUGUCAACCUCGUCAUCAUCCUCAGCUUCACACUGGUCUCCGCCAUAGCCCUCACCACACUGGCCACCUGCUGCUUCCUCCGCAGGCAGAAGCUCAGCCAGCAAUACAAAGCCUGACCUCUUCCCGCUCACUGCUCACCAUGGAAGCCAGAGGGGCGGAGAAGUUGGGGUCCAGCUCAGGUUACACAGUGGCCAGGGACUUGGUGUCCCAUUUUACUGCCACAUGGGCAGGUUCCUUUCCUGGCUGCAUAUGUGGUCCAGCUGUGGAGCUCAAAGUGGGGCGGUUUGCUGAACAGAGGAUGCCAACAGUUCUCCACUGAGCAUUUGUUUGAGGCCACACCCAUCUCUGUCUCUGGGUACUAGUGAAUGAUACAUGUGCCUUUCCUCUGGCAAGAUUGGCUGUCACAGAGCCACACAGUGACCAUGUAGUAUGAUGGGCUUGAGGUGGGGAAGCAAUGGGCCCCCAGAUGCUGCAGUCCGCAGCUGGUGAUGGAGAACCCACCCUGACUGUCUGUGUUAGAGCAAGAGAGUGGCAAACCCGUGAGGAUUUGUCAGAGUCCUUUCCACCCAGAGCUCUGUCGCAUCUGCUGAUAAUGACUUUCAGCCUCUCUGGAAAUGAAGAACUUGUGACCUGAAGAGAGAGUCAGAACCUCCCCCAGAGGUCUUAAAUCUAGGCUCCUAGGCUAGAUUGUGGAGCUCCAGCUGAACCAGCUUAAGAUCUGGUCACCUAGGCUGCCAUGCAGGCCCGGUCCAUCUCGUGUCCUGCCUUGGACAGGCCUUUCUCUCCAGUGCACUCUUCUGUCACACACACUGACCCUGGUGCUACCUGUUUCCAAACCCCUGCUCAGGCCUCCUUCAGUCCCAGCUCCACCCUGGCUUUUGAGCCAAGAGGGAGAGCCUCAGCUAUCUGGUUCUGCUUUGCACUUAGCAGCUGCAGAGGUGAAUUCAAGCCAACUCUCAGAGGUUUCUAUGUUAUCUGGGUUAUACACAAGAAGAAAACAAGGUUCCUUAUGUGUCUCCUUUGAGAGCCUCAUGGCUGAGAGAGAUGCCGAAGCCAAAAAUGAGUCAAGUCCAUGUCCUCCCAUCUCUGGGGCAGAGGCCUUGCCAGGGCGGGGCCUGCAGGCUGUCAAGUGGACAGGAAGUGGACCUGCCCUAACCAGGAUCCAAGCAUACAUGCUGCAUAUACGCACUCCCGCUGAGACAGGCACCCACAGACCCUCUGCUUCCCUGCCUCAGUGUCCCUCAGUGCAGAGGUGUAUGAAUUCUUCCUUUCUCUACUUGCUCCCAAACUCUCAUUCCUGGAGUUUGAAACCAUUGGGUGUCAUCUCCCCACUGAACAAAUAGGGAAAUUAGGUGCAGGGCCUUGCUCAGAAUCAUACAAGCCUAUAGUAGAAGCUGUGGGGAGAAAAGCAGCUGGACCCUUGUGCAGCAGUAGAGCGUUUGCUUUGUAUGCUCAAGGCCCUGAGCUAGCUGCCCAGCAGCUGUACCUGUGGUCCCUAUGCUCAGCAGUCACAGCACGGGAUGAGGCCAGCUAUCAUGCCAACCCUCACCAGGCAUGGAAAAUAAGAAGACACACCCCACCCCACCCCCACUCACCACUCAUUCCCCAGACCCAUGGGUUGCAGGGAGGAAAGAGCGCCCUGGGCCCAGUCACAGAGCUUCCUCAGCACUCCUGUGCUUGGCCCACAGUCUGCCAGAGCAUCUGUAUAAGGAGGUGAAAACACCAUUCUCUCUGCCUCACUCUACAGGUGAGGGACUGAGGCCCAGAGAAGGUUAAAGGCUUGGAGGACCGAUGGACAGAUCCAGGGCUAGGACUCUCACUGGGGCAGCUCGAGGGGCCUAGGUGCUGCUGCACACGGCACUCCUCCUCGGCCUGGAGGCUGACACUGCUGCACACGGCACUCCUCCUCGGCCUGGAGGCUGACACAUAGCUCCUGUGCCCGAGCUCUGAAAACACUACAUCGAUGCUGCUCCCACCUCCCAGGACUGGCCUCUCCUAGGCCCUGGGACCUGCCCUUUGUAUAACUCACAUGAAUGUAUUAAAGUAUACUUUUGGAGAAA
Molecule: messenger RNA, 4029 nt
Organism: Grammomys surdaster
Lineage: Eukaryota; Metazoa; Chordata; Mammalia; Rodentia; Muridae
Gene: Lrrc32
Product: leucine rich repeat containing 32
Exons: 3
Coding region: 94-2085 (663 amino acids)
Molecular function (GO): protein binding
Source: RefSeq, a predicted model, not a curated record